AGCGCUGCUCUUCCCUGCUGGGAGCUCCACCCUGAGCUGGUGGAGCAUCUCUUCCUGCAUGAAGGCAGAGCAAGCCUUGAUCUCCCGAUGCAUUUGCGGAUCGCCCGAUAAACUCGCCGCGGGCACACCAGCGGGUGUCCUUCCCCGGGAAAGGGGGCACGGAGCCCUCCUGGCAGUGCCUGGGGUCGGUGCCGAGCCCCGGGAGCCGCCGCUGCCUCGCACAGCGCCUGCUCGGGCACGCACACGAACAGGAUACGGCCGGGAGCCUUCCGGGGCGGCGCGAUGGGCCAGGGCUGCGCGGGGACUCCGCCCGGCACUGCGGGGCCGGAGCGGGCAGAGCCGUGCCCGGGGGGCUCCCCUGGCUCCCGGGGGGCUCCCCUGGCUCCCGGGGCUGAGCUGCGCCCAAGCCGAAGGGCCCCGCUCGCCUCCACGCGUGGUGAUGGGUUCAGUGCGCUGAGAGGCUUUGGGUGGCUUUUUGUGCCGAAAAGCAGCAGGUGGUUGGGAAAGCGCGAGGUGCCAGGUCAGCCAAGCAUGGCCACCCAGAUGUUCGAGGGCAGAGGGCAUGCGGCCGUCUACCAGAAAUACAGGUUUGCACCGGGCAAAGAGCUGCAGCAGACCAUCCUCUCCUACCUGCGGGAAAAGAAAGCAAUCCCUGCGGAGCUGGCGGUGGAUGUUGGCUGUGGCUCUGGACAAGGCACCCACUUCCUUGGGGAGCACUUCAAGAAGGUGGUGGGCACGGACAUCAGCGAAGCGCAGAUCCAGGAGGCCAAGGACACCCCCUGCACACCCAACAUCUCCUACCUCGUGUGCCCUGCGGAGGAGCUGCCGUUCCGGGACGGCUCCGUGGACGUGCUGGCCUCGUUCACGGCCGCGCACUGGUUUGACGUGGAGCGGUUCAUGCGGGAGGCGCAGCGCGUGCUGAGGCCGGGCGGCUGCGUGGCCAUCAGCACCUACACCCUGGACAUGAGCCUGCGCUACGGGGGCUGCUCCCAACAGCUCACCAAAGCCUUCAGGGAGUGCUGGGACAAAAUUUUAAAAUAUUCAAAUAAUAGAGUAAAAUAUGUCUUGGAUGACUACAAAGAGAUCUUUGAGGCCUUGCCAUUCCCAGACAAGAAGAGAGUCACUGAUAUCUAUGACCCAAUUCCCAUGACUGUUGAGGGCGUGGUUGGUUACAUGGAGUCUACCUCUUCAUAUCAAACCUUUAAGAAAAAUGACCCUACAGCUGCAACAUCCCUCCUCCAAGAGACUGAAAAGAGGAUGCUGGAGACAAUGGGAGUUUCCUCUCGUGAGACCCCGGUGGAGUUCUGGGUGAGGCAUGUCUGUGUGCUGGGGUGCAAAGGAUGCUGAGAGAGCAAACCCUUCUCCUGAUCUGGUGCUACAAGGGAAGGGGAAGGUGGGUUGUCUCCUAAAACCCUGCUUGUGACUGCUCUGACUCCUUGGGAAGAUUACUGCUGAUUUUGCUGAUAGAAAUUUUGGUCUCCUGUGGAAAGCAGAUGGGGUUUUAUGCCCCUCAGGUUCCUGUCCACCUUGGUGCUGCUGUCUGCCCAGUGCUGCUCCCUCAGCACUGGAAGUGUCCCAUUGUGGAGUGCUGGUUUAAUAACACAUGGGGAAGAGAAUCAUAAGAACAGCUGAGAAACUCACUGCAUUUCUUACACAAUAAAAAUUAAAAAGCAA
This is a messenger RNA of Vidua chalybeata, 1674 nucleotides long. Its product is annotated as putative methyltransferase DDB_G0268948. NCBI's taxonomy places the organism in Eukaryota, Metazoa, Chordata, Aves, Passeriformes, Viduidae. The record is from RefSeq and is a predicted model, not a curated record. The transcript is spliced from 7 exons. Bases 283 to 1347 code for a protein of 354 amino acids. Gene Ontology annotation, molecular function: S-adenosylmethionine-dependent methyltransferase activity.